AUGGUUGCAGACAAACACCAGUCCAGCCUGUAUGGGCAGCCCCGGCCCAAGAAAAAAGCCGAGGAUGAGCCCGCCUCCGUGUCCAGCAUGUCAUUCGCGAGCCACAUGUCCUCUCUCAUCUCCUCCUCUAGGGCCACUCCCCACGACCGAGCUCGCCGUUCAAAGAACCCCAAAUCCGACAUCUUCGCCACACAUAACAAAGGCACAGCGAAGCGUGCAGCUGCAGACCUUGAGGAAUCAGACCACCAUGUCUCAAAGCAAGUCCAUCUCUCCAGCAAGGAACUCGGUACGGUCGAUGCUGCGACGCUUGAACGGUCUAAGCGGAAGAUGGAGAGGAAGGUUCGCCUUUACGAUGAUAUGAAGAAGGGAUUACAUCUUGCAGCCGAUAGCAGCGAUGAGGACGGAGAUGGUCCCAAAACUCAGUCCGACGAAUACAUGGCACGGCUUCGACGCCGGGAGAAGGAGGGACUCAUCGAUUUCGAUCGUAAGUGGGCCGACGAAGAGAAGAAAAGAGAAGAUGCCGAAGGCUCCGACAAAGAAAGCGAGGACGAUGAAAAUGCUUCAAUCAUCUCCUACGAGGACGAGUUUGGACGUACUCGACAUGGCACCAGGGCUGAAGCAGCUCGCGCUACUCGCGAAAAGGAGGCCGAAGAAAGAGGGGAGACCGAGCAAGAGCGGUGGCGUCCCAAGCGCCCGGACCAUCUAAUCUAUGGUGAAGCCAUUCAGACGGAGGCCUUUAAUCCGGAUGAGAAAGUUGCUGCUCAGAUAGCAAAUCUUGCCUCCCGACGAGAUCGAUCCGUAACUCCCCCAGAGCAGCUGCAUUACGAUGCUGAUUCCGAAAGACGAACUCUUGGCACUGGCUUCUAUGCUUUCUCAAAAGACGAGGAGACCCGCAAGAAGCAGAUGGCGGAGAUGGAGGAGAAACGGGAGGCGACUAUUCGAGAGCGCAAUAGGCUCAAGGAACGAGCUAAGGUUCAUCAGGACAAAAUGGAUGCGCGACGGCUGGAAAUUGAGAAGUUGAGGGCCAAGCGAAUGGUAGUUGAGCAGCUGAAAGCUGAGCGACGCUCGGAGCUGUUCAUGAAUGUUUUGGAGCAACAAUUCAGCGCUGCGCACCCGGAGGGUGAGCAGAAUGAUGCCGUGGAUGAUGCCAAUUCCAUCCAGCCCUGA
Molecule: messenger RNA, 1167 nt
Organism: Penicillium argentinense
Lineage: Eukaryota; Fungi; Ascomycota; Eurotiomycetes; Eurotiales; Aspergillaceae
Product: CCDC174 family protein
Exons: 2
Coding region: 1-1167 (388 amino acids)
Cellular component (GO): nucleus
Source: RefSeq, a predicted model, not a curated record